AUGGUUGACAAACUGAUCUAUUUAUCUCACAUACGGCCAAACAUUGCUUAUGCAGUUGGAGUAGUAAGUAGAUUUAUGCAUCGACCACAGAUACAACAUAUGACAACAGUAAUGAGAAUCCUAAGGUAUCUAAAAGGUACAAGUGGUAGAGGUAUUCUAUUUAGGAAAAAUGAUCACUUGAACCUUCUAGCCUAUAUAGAUGCAGACUGGGCAAGAGACCGAGAUGAUAGGAGGUUAACUUCUGGGUACUUUACUUUGGUCGGAGGAAAUCUUGUUACAUGGAAAAGUAAAAAACAGAAGGUCAUUGCCUUGACUAGUGCAGAAGCAGAGUUUCGAGGAAUUGCUAAAUGUAUUACUGAAGUCAUAUGGCUAAGCAAACUUUUGAGUGAACUACACUUCCCACAGAAAAAGAUGUGCAAGUUGUUCUGUGAGAACAAAGCAACAAUCAGUAUUUCGGAGAACCUGGUUCAACAUGAUCGCACAAAACAUGUAGACACUUCAUAA
Molecule: messenger RNA, 504 nt
Organism: Amaranthus tricolor (Joseph's coat)
Lineage: Eukaryota; Viridiplantae; Streptophyta; Magnoliopsida; Caryophyllales; Amaranthaceae
Product: secreted RxLR effector protein 161-like
Exons: 1
Coding region: 1-504 (167 amino acids)
Source: RefSeq, a predicted model, not a curated record